CUUCUAAAAUAAUAGAAUGAAAAAUCUAAAAAAAAUAUAUGAUAUACAUUACCAUGCAAACUUCUACCGCAAAUUGGUUUGAACGAGAUCUAGUAAGUAGUUUUUUUAAUACGUCAUAUAUGGUACGAAACCCGUCAUGGGCGAGUCCGACUCGCACUUGGCCGCUUUAUUUUAGUCUAGAUUUAAAUAAGUUAAGUGGCAAUUGGUAAAGUCAUCAUGCAAUUGAUUGUAAAUACUAACUGACAUACAAUAAGCCUUUUUCCGUUUUGGUUUGGUGAUCCUAAACAAAUUAAAUAAAAUAAUAAUAAUAAUGUUGAAUAUCCAGAGACGAAAAAGAUGGCUAAGUUUGUAUGAAAAGGUGAUUUAGCGUGGGCCCACUUUCGUAUGUUAGCUGUUAAUUAACUUUUCCCACUACGCGGCGCCUCUAUCGCUCACACAACCAUCACAUUUUUUUUCGCACCAUCGUCGUCCAGGGACUUAAGUAAGUAUAAACUGUAAAUCAAAAUCACUUGCCGAACGCAAGCAAAAUUAAACCGUAGCCAGUACAAAAGCGCUCUCAGACCACACAUAAUUACUUCGAAACAAAGGGUCACUCUUGACUGGCUAUAAAAAAAAACCGCAUUCACUCUCGCCUAUUUCCACUCCCGCGCACGCGACACAGGUGCAGCUGCAUCAGUUGCGUCCCGACCGUCGCUCGGGGCAGACGUGCUGCUAGUAGGGGGCCGCGUGCGCGGGGGCGGCGGUACCGGUCUUGCGACCUGACGACCUUAUCCACUCACUUCUGAACGUGAAGUUGCAACUAGGAGUAUUUUCGUGGGAAACGCUGUUUUGAAGUGAGUUUUAAGUUUUUUUGGUCGUGAAAUAGUUGUUUGUAAAGUGUGGAUGAGGAUUCCUUUCGCCAAUCUGACGUGCAUCUUUAAGUUGAAGCUGGACAGCGUUCACCCCAGAUGCUCUAGCAGCCAACAUGUGCACCACCAGCGUGAGUGAAGCUCCGCGCAGCCCGCGCCACCUGCACAAGCGGCGGCGCCUCUCCCGUCUCCUCGACAAGCUCUCCAUCCAGCUACAGAACAACAACCACUACCCGCAGUGGGAGAAGAUGCCCGAAGAUGUACCUCUAGACUUAUCAGUUAAAUCCAAAUCGCCUCCAGCUUAUUCUUGCGACGCUUGCGGGCAGACGUUCACAGUACACGACCGAUUAGCGAAGCACGUAGCGUCCAGACAUCGGAAUAGAGUGCCGGAGAGCGAGCGUGCGUAUGAGUGCGAAAUUUGCGAACGUCGCUUCGCACGCUCGGACAUGCUGACGCGCCACGCUCGACUCCACACCGGGCAUAAGCCUUACACUUGUCCUGCUUGCGGCCAAGUGUUCUCCAGGUCUGAUCAUCUGGCGACGCAUCAUAGGACACAUACAGGAGAGAAGCCCUACAAGUGCUCGGCGUGCCCGUACGCGGCGUGCCGCCGAGAUAUGAUCACGCGCCACAUGAGGACACACACGCGGCGACCGCAGCCCGCCUAGCUGUGGGACUGGACCUUGCUGGUCCCAAUAAUAGAGUGAAGUUCCAAACCAGAGACGUUUUAGAACGUAUUGAGUGCAUUUAACUUUUCGUUUUGUUUUGCCUAUUUAUAGAAGAGUCAUUCCAGCUAAAUCUGCGCCGACAAAAUGUGCCAACGCCACUACAAUAAUAUCAUAUAUGUAUAACUUUAUAAUUAUAUGUUCAUAUUUAUUUCAUUACCUACGAGUGAAUCUGUUUUUGUUAAAUCAUUGGCGCCACUAUUCGAUGCCAUAUUUUUAGAGGACUUUGAAGUACAUAUAUGGUUGUAGCUUGACCAGUCGGUGCAGUUAGCUUAAAUUUACAGUCAAAUAAUUUAAUGGCUGUACCAUUUUGUACUUUGUCACAGUGACAUACAAUAUGAAAGUCGCUAGAUCCCUCAUACUAAUGUUACUGUGACAAGGUAUUAAAUGGUACUGAAAAUUAAUUCCUUGUCUGUACUCUAAUAACUUUAAAUAAGUAUGUUUGAUUUAAAGUCAGCAUUAUUGUAGAUUAGCCUGAAAUGUGAGUAAGGAAUAUCGCAUUGCGUUUAAGAAAGCUUAUGUAGUUGUUUGAAACAUUUGACGAUAGGUGUAGUGUGAUAUAUUAAAUAUAUUAAAACUGUCGCUAAUGUAUUUUAAGUCGCAGUUAAGUCGAGCUACAUUUGACUUAAAAUACGUGAGUGACCCAUUUUAAUAUACACCGUGUUUUUUUAAUUCCGUUAACUUCAGGGUAUGGGUAAGUACGUUUAAAGAAACUAAAUGGCAUAGUUAAUUAAAAAAAAAACUUAAUAUUUAUGUAAAAAGUUUUUAAUGUUGCAUAUAGCAUUUAAUCAAACAAUUGAAAACUGUGACAUAUCAAUGUCAUUUCGAACAUCGAUCGUCCGAGAUAGUAAGUACGUUUAGUAGCAAAUGUAUAAACUAGUACUAAACAGUAAUCAAUAUGUAAACAGGCGCUAAGGCAAGUGUAUACUCUCAUAAGAUCCUUAUAAGAUAAUAAAUUAUUUAAUUGAGUUAAUUAGAAUAGCGGUGUCUUUGAGAAAGAUUGUAAAUAAAAGCUCAGGAAUGCACCCUUGAAAUACCGGAAGUCAAUAAAACACGGUGUAUAUUUAAAAUGUCUGUGCAUCAAGUAAGUAUUGUUAACGGACAAAAGUACUGUUGUUUACAGAUCUAAGCUUAAAUGAUAUCGCUUUUCUAGGUAUUAAGAACAUAGUAUGUUAUCAAAGUGCAUAAUUGAAAUGUUCCUUUGAGACUGUACGACAAUAAUGUUUGAAACAUAGAUAUUUUGUACGUACAAACCUUGUAUUACUACUUGUAUUAGUAAUAAUAAUAAAUCCGUUUAUUUAAGACAGAAUAGGUCCAAUCGCAUAACAAUGUUAAUUUUUUUUUUAAUAGUAUUGACAUUUUGAAAUAUUUUUCCUUUAAAGCACAUUAACGGUUUGUUUAUUAACUAAAACUAUUUACUCAGAUCCGUAAAUAUUUAGGCCAUACUGAGUACUAUGGGACGAACCCCGAAACAACGAAAUAAUAUUAGGCUAUUUCGUACAUUUUGGCUGGUAUGACGUUGAUAUUUUCUAUGGGAUAGUAAUUUUUUUUUCGAUAUUUCGUGCUUGGUCCCAUAGUAAAGGUACUCAGUAUGGCUUGAGUACAUUUACGGGUUUGAGUAAAUGGUUUUAGUUAAUACUGUGUUCCCUAAUAAGAUGGAUUUGGUUAAAAUCCUGAAAAAGUACUUUAUUAUUUCUUGAGUAAAAUUGCGUUGUUUUUUUUUUCAAACAUUGAGUCAUUUAGGGUCCUAGCUUAAUUGGUUAUCUAUAGUUACGCUAUAAUGUCCAAUUUAGCUAGAUCCCUAAAUGAGUCAUGAAUCAAGGAGCGUGACUGUACUCAUAAACCGAGAUAAAUAAAUAUUUUUAAACAAGUAUUUGGGGUAAAUAUGUUUAAAACAUUUAUAAAAUGUUUACGCUGUGACUGUACAAAUUCAAUUUGAGAGUUAUAUUAAUAAAAAGUUCCAAUUUCAAAAGCGAAGAUGGCUUAGAUUAAGGAUUAACUAGGUAAGUUUUAUAUGAAUGAGUAAAGAGAUACUUCUGUCUCAUAAUGUUUUCUAUGCUUAUUGUUUUUACAUUUACAUUUAAUGUAAAUAUGUUAUUUAAUACAUAUGGCUGUAUUUUGCAGAAAUAGUUGUUUGUUAGAAUAAAGUUUCCAUAGAUCGUGUCUUUCACGCAGACGCCUACCUUGACUCUCAUUGUCAUGUUAUUAAAGGAUAGAUUUGACAAACCUGCGCGUCUUCGUGAAUGACGCGAACUAUAUAUGUGAUGAUGAAAAAGGUAUUGUAUAGAAUAUUAUAAUUUCUUAAAGCUCACUUGAUUGAAUCAUGGAGGAGAUGGGAGGAGACGUACGGGAACCAUGUAAAGUCAGGCCAAGAUAAGUUGGCAGCAAUUUUGGUAGCCCAGACACUAAGUGUUAUAUGGAAUUAUGACGGUUACUUAACACUUGCACAGACUGGGCUAUCGAAAUCGCUGCUAACUUACUUUGGUCUGAAUCUAACAGCAUGGUUGUAACUAGUAAUUCAGCGGAGUGGAGAAGACCAAUGCUAUUGUGGGUCAUCCAUUAAUUACGUCACACGUUUCCGGGGGAGGGGAUCGGGGGGGUUUGUGACGUCACUUUACCUACAACGGUAACCGUUUAUUAUUUACAUUUAAAUUAUGAGUUCUUGUGACGAAAAUCGUUUUUACAAGCUUUCUAUUAACAUGCAAUGUACCUAUGUAUCAUCAUCAUUCUCCUGGCGCAUUCCCGAUUUGGGGUCGGCCCUCCUGAUACAUGAUCGCCACUUGUCGCGAUCUUUAGUCAUUGCUGGCGUUAGGCCUAGCUCCGUCAUGUCCUUGGAGAUGGUUCUAGACGUUCUAGUCCAGUUGGUUGGCGGGUGGCCUCUGCCUCUCUUGCCCUCGUCUAUAUCCAUAUAUUUUGACGACCAGUCUGGCCUAGUUGGUAGUGACCCUGCCUAUGAAGCCGAUGGUCCCGGGUUCAAAUCCUGGUAAGGGCAUUUAUUUGUGUGAUGAGCACGGAUAUUUGUUCCUGAGUCUUGGGUGUUUUCUAUGUAUUUAAGUAUUUAUACAUAUUUAUUUUAUAUAUUAUAUAUAUCGUUGUCUGAGUACCCACAACACAAGCCUUCUUGAGCUUACUGUGGGGCUUAGUCAAUUUGUGUAAUAAUGUCUUAUAAUAUAAUAAAAAAAAUAUAUAUAUCCAUCACUCGUCUCGUCAUGUGGUGUUCGUUUCCGCGCAUUACAUGACCUAUGUAUGUACGGGUCAAAUCUUGCAAGUUAUAUUUGACCCACUUCCCGGUUACCGAUAAAGAUGAAUAUUUGCAUAGUCGGGUGACAAUGUAAGAAUAUGGUGCCAUAGAGUUGAUCUGAUGAUGGAGAUAGGAGGUGGCUGAAGGAUAGGAACAACGCAACUUAAUUGUGUUUGGGGUUUUUAGAAUUGUCUCGAUGAGUAUUAGUUGCCUGUAGAAAGAAAAGUACAGUCAGCGAUAAAAGCUUGUACCAAAAAUGAUUAUACGUGUAAUUUUCUUUCCUAAUUGGUUUUGUGUUAUAAAAUUACUAAUAGUAACAAUCCAAAUUAAAAGGGACCUUACGUUAGCAGCGACCGCCUUAAGGUCCCUUUUAAUAAGGAUUGUCACAUAUAUUUCUUUUAUUUUAUUUUUUUUUAAUUAAAUUAAUAAUAUCUAAUUAGUAUUGCCGAUUCGUGUCAAAAAUGUGACGUCACACCAGGGGGGAAGCUUGCAAAUCGUGACCAAGUGUGACAUGGAGGAGGGGAGAGGUCAAAAAAUCAAGAAAUUUGUGUGAUGUAAUUAAUGGACCCCUUGGUUGAUUCUUUAGUAGAUUAAAAUAGUGAUUUAACUGUGGAUGGAAAUUUCAUGUAUACAAGGAGGUCCAGAAAUACGUCGACAUAUAUUUUUUCGCGGCACAAUGUUAAUAAUUUUAACAAGUGUGUGCGUUUUAAAUAUUAAAAGGAAGGAAUUGGUUAAUUCAAAAGUAAUACGUUUUUUUAGUUAAAUUAUUGUUGUUUCUCUUAUUAGUGACAUUGUGUAAAAAAAACACAAGUCAAGUAAGAAAAAUAAUUCUAAUAAUUAUUAUGUUAACGUAUUUUGGGCCACACUGUAGUGAGUAAAAGCAUACGAGGCCUACGUUUAAGUUUAGUAUUGUUUUUUUUUUUAUUAUUAAGUUGUUUUUAUUUGAGUGCUGGUUGAUUUUUUAUUGGUUAAUAAUUUCACGUUCAAAUAUCGUUGCGGGAACGAUUAUAAAAGUUAUUUUUCACAAACUUUUAUACAUUUUACUGUAUUGUUCGUGUUAUUUCAGAAUGUAGUUUUAAAAUGAGAGCGUAAUUUCGAUUGUAUGGCGGCGCCUAGGUUUGUGCGACUUGAGACGAAAACGCCUUAUACAUUGUCCUCAUUUUCCUCUCUGGUUGUUAACAUUAUUGAAAAUAUUUGACACAAUUUUUUGUAUAUAAACCACAGCUAUGCUCCUACGUUUGACCUUUUUUUUAAUAGCCUAUUUUGUGUCCCACUGUUGGGCAAAGGCCUCCCCUUUUUUCCGCCACUCAUCACGGUCAUCCCGCCAUCUCUUUUUUGGUCUGCCUCUGCCCCGGCUAAUCUGCGGUGUCCAUUCGGUAGCCAAUUUGGCCCACCGAUCCGGGUGCAUACGGCAGACGUGUCCUGCCCAACCCCACUUAAGCUUAGCGGCCUUAACACCAACAUCUAUGAUACCAGUUCUGGAGCGCAGUUCGGUGUUCCUAACUCGAACGUUUGACCUUAUUCGAAAUAUUUAUUAUAAUUAGUGUUUAAUGCUUCUAUUAAACAUUUUUUAAGAAAUCUGUUUUUCGCACCUAGUUUUUUAAAUAAUCGAAAAAAGUAAACAAAAAAUAUUUUUCAAUGUCAAUAUCGAGAGAGAAAAAUGGGAGCUACGUUUGUGUGGAGAAGUGGCCCUUUCCUCUACACAAUCGUGCCGCAACAAGUGUAAUUUGAGUUGAAUGAAUAUUUAAUAAAAGUUAUAAACUUGUAUAAUUCAUCCUAUUUUCAUCUGUGUUAGUACUGUUAGUGUUACUGCUUUAUUCUGUCUUUAGUGUUAUCGAGUGGAUAUUGUUUUUUUUAAUUAUGAAAGUUGUGCCAAAUCACUAAUUAGAAACUUGGAACUACGUAUAACAACGAUGCGACGUUAUACCGCAAAAAAUGAUGUUUCAACAUGUUAUAUUAUUUUAAUAAAAUUUAAAAUAUA
This is a messenger RNA of Cydia pomonella (codling moth), 6792 nucleotides long. RefSeq names its product zinc finger protein 502-like. NCBI's taxonomy places the organism in Eukaryota, Metazoa, Arthropoda, Insecta, Lepidoptera, Tortricidae. The transcript is spliced from 2 exons. Gene Ontology annotation, molecular function: DNA-binding transcription factor activity; RNA polymerase II cis-regulatory region sequence-specific DNA binding. The coding region runs from base 965 to 1513 and encodes 182 amino acids. Gene Ontology annotation, biological process: regulation of transcription by RNA polymerase II. The record is from RefSeq and is a predicted model, not a curated record.